Acyrthosiphon pisum (pea aphid) is the source of this 2560-nucleotide messenger RNA. Its product is annotated as resact receptor. The transcript has 7 exons. Bases 1689 to 2447 code for a protein of 252 amino acids. Gene Ontology annotation, molecular function: peptide receptor activity; protein kinase activity; guanylate cyclase activity. Gene Ontology annotation, cellular component: plasma membrane. The record is from RefSeq and is a predicted model, not a curated record. Gene Ontology annotation, biological process: receptor guanylyl cyclase signaling pathway; protein phosphorylation; cGMP biosynthetic process. NCBI's taxonomy places the organism in Eukaryota, Metazoa, Arthropoda, Insecta, Hemiptera, Aphididae.
AAACACAUGUCCCGCAGAUACAUCUGUGCGUAUACUUUAUUUAACAUUUGUCCUACUGAACAUUACACUCAGAUGUAUAUGACGUAUACUUAUAUCGUCGGUAUGCAACAUUCUAACGGGAUAGCUUUCAAAACUCUAAAAUUAAGUUACUUUCGAUAACACCAAAACAAAUCAGCGGUAGUACGUGUGUAACAAUUUACAAUAAUAUUAUUAUGGCCGACAAACUAGAGUGUUCCGAUAAUGUGGUCUAAUUCGAGCGUUUCUAAAAGUAACUCGAUUUAGAUCUGUUCGCCGUUUAUAAAGCAUUGUAUUAUAAGGGAUUUUUUUAUGUUUUUAUUUAUUGAUUCUCUGGCAAAAGACCUUGGAUAUUAUAUACGGCAUUCGGGAUACGAAUCGAUGGCGUUAGUCUAUCCAAAUGUUAUGAUUUUUAAACCGUUCGAUUAAAAAACCACGUGAUCUCCCGGAACGAUAGGAAUGGGCAAUAAAAAAUAUAAUAUAUUAUUGCAAAACACUUUGUCGAUGAAAAUAUAAAUAGCAGCGCGAACGUUAUAGAUAAUGGACGUCUUUAAACCGUCGGAGUUUUGAUUACGUUUGCGUGCUGCGACUUAUUCGAAUUUUGGACCGGAUCCAUAAAGUUUAUGCGACCGUACGAAAUUCCCUUUUGACCGUUAUAAUCUGAGGAGUUUACGAUUAAGUGGUAAACCGAGAAAAUCGCGCGGAAUUAUUGAGACAGCAGUCGAUAAACAAAUUGUAGGAGUUUUUUCUUUGAUAUAAUUAAGACAUUCACUUAGCAUUAUUAUUCAAAGGUUUGUUCCGUGCAUUAUUUCUUAUACCUAUACCUACCCCGUAUUAUAAUAUAAUAUAAUAUUACCUAUUGAUAGUUCUAUUGAUUCAUCGGUCACGGUAAACAAUAUAAAACCGCAUCCACGGUACAUCUGAACGCACAAUAUGUGUUAUUACAAUAUUAUUACGAUCGUAUAGUCUGUUUGCGUUAAUAUUCGCGGAGGUGUCUCAAUUAUAUUGUUAUGAAAUUAAAUAUCAUAAGUGUUGUACGUACACUUAAUAGCAAUACCGAACGAGCGAGCAAUGUUUUCUACACCUAAUACAUCGAUUUAAAAUCGAGCAUUUCGUCACAUAUGCGUCUCGAUGAUUUGAACUUUGAACUUUGAAUCAUCUUCACAAUGAUUCACUGCUCAGCACGGACGUAUUAAAUGCGCCAGGCACGCCCAACGGAGAACUAAUAUGACAUAGGCGUACCCAUCUUGAAAGUCAUUUUAUUCUUAUUUCAAAACAUUUACUAAUUUUCACGAGAUUACGUCAUGCAUAGCGUAUCCGUUUACGGUCGUCAAAUGUAAGGCGUAAUCUAGCAGUAGGCACUUUAAACAAAAUAAUAUGUGCACGAGCGAUAAACUUUCUAAAAUCAACCCUACGGCUAAACAUAACGGAAGUAACCGUUAGAUAGCAGCACGCUGUUCUUAAUAAAUGGUUAAAAGCGUUAAACAAUAAUAUUUUCAUCACGUAUUUUUAAGGCUUUGCAUCCAUUGAUUCGGACUAGUCAAGUCUCUUUAAGCUCUAACCCGGAUGCGGAUUUUCGUUACUCGUCAAUAUUCACCGCAGUCGGCAUUUAUAAAGGUCGAGUGUUCGCCAUCAAAAACGUGAAAAAGAAGUCCAUUGAUAUUACUAGAGCCAUGAAAAAAGAACUUAAAGUGAUGAGAGAUUUGAGACAUGAAAACUUGAACGGAUUCAUAGGUGCUUGCACAGACCCUCCGAAUAUCUGUAUAGUGACUGAAUAUUGUAAUCGAGGUAGCUUGAAGGAUAUUUUAGAAAACGAAGAUGUGAAAUUGGAUAACAUGUUUGUCGCCUCGUUGGUAGCCGAUAUAAUUCGUGGUAUGUUGUAUUUACACGAUUCCCCAUUAAGAUACCAUGGAAAUUUGAAGUCGUCCAAUUGCUUAGUGGAUUCUCGUUGGGUGCUGAAACUCACAGACUUUGGUCUUCAGGAGUUCAAAAAGGAAUCAGAAGACUUUCCGCAUCAUUUUCUACAGCACGACUUUCGACUUCAAAAGGACGACGAAGUGGAUUGCAAGUGUGAAGGACUUUUAUACAUCUCACCGGAGCUGUUGCGUUGCUACAACUCUUCUAUUCAAAUAUCAUUCGGAACUCAGAAAGGGGAUGUGUAUUCAUUCUCUAUUAUUCUGUAUGAAUUGCAUAGCCGUAAAGGUCCUUUUGGAGAGAACCACGGACUUGGGGUGUCAGAUAUUUUGAGAAAAAUUAUUUAUUAUUCACAACAAGAUGGUUCAAAUCCAUUUAGGCCACCAUUGGAACUACUAGAAAAUAACUUUGAUUUUGUCAGAGACUGUUUAGAAGACUGUUGGGCAGAGAAUCCAGACGACCGCCCAGAUUUCAAGACUAUCAGAGUUAAAUUAAGACCCAUGCGAAAAGGAAUGUAAGAGACCAAAUAUUUUUGACAACAUGAUGGCAAUGAUGGAAAAAUAUGCCAACAAUUUAGAGGUAUUGGUUGACGAACGAACCGACCAGCUUGUGGAGGAAAAGAAAAAAACAG